This is a messenger RNA of Lathyrus sativus (Indian pea), 693 nucleotides long. NCBI's taxonomy places the organism in Eukaryota, Viridiplantae, Streptophyta, Magnoliopsida, Fabales, Fabaceae. The record is from the annotation of a GenBank genome assembly.
AUGGAGCAGAUUCAGCAAGAGCAAGCUGCCUUCAGGGAAGAGUUAGAUUCUAUCAAAGGAAAGAUUGACCAGAUCCUCGAAGCCAUCAUCAUAGCCAGAAGAGAGGAAGAACAACGUGAAGCUGCUGAUGUCGUCAACAACAAUGGACAGGUGCAAGUGUCUACCCCAAGGCUCUCAGCUCCUGUCCCUAACCCCUAUGGAAUGCCAAUGAAUUUCGCUACCGCAGUUGAAGGGACCACUUCUCAACCAAGCCCAUCGCCUGGAGUUACUGUUGGAGCUACCCUGCAAGCCCAGCCAACUGUGGCUCAGAUCCCCGUUCCUCAUAACGAAGAUAAUAUGGUGGAUCAGUAUGACGAUGUGCAAAACUAUCAUGCUGCUAUUCCCAUUGCUAGUCUUGUUGCUGCUCAGGAUUCAGAAGCUAUAAAGAUGUGUCGAGACCUAGCUGAGAAACUUCGAGUUAUGGAAGGGAACAAUUCAAACCCUCUUAGUGCUUUAGAAAUGUGCUUGGUUCCUGAUGUCGUCAUCCCUCCCAAGUUCAAGGUGCCCGAAUUUUCGAAAUACAAAGGUCUUAGUUGCCCAAACAUUCAUCUGAAAAUGUACUAUCGCAAGAUGGCUGCCUAUGCCAGAGACGAAAAACUCAUGAUUCAUUGCUUCCAAGGCAUUUAUCUGAUUUUUUUUCCAUUUCAAAUAUAG